Messenger RNA from Coregonus sp. 'balchen', 12859 nucleotides. The record is from the annotation of a GenBank genome assembly. Lineage: Eukaryota; Metazoa; Chordata; Actinopteri; Salmoniformes; Salmonidae.
GGCUACCAUAGAAGAGGUCUAUGCCAGGUCAAUGACCAAACUUGCCAAGUCAGCUGGCAACUUCUCUCAGCUUGGGUAAGACACACACACACAUUAUGUUCUUCUAUCCUUCUGGGGACCUAAAAUUAAUUUCCAUUCAAAAUCCUAUUUUCCCUAAACCUUACCUUAACCCCAAAGCUUAAAAUAGUAUUUGUCCUCAUGGGGAUGUGGGAAAUGUCCCCACAAGAAGAAUUUUCCUUGUUUUACUAUCCUUGUGGGGACUUUGGGGAUUUUAGGUCCCCACAAGGAUAGAAGAACACACACACACACACACACACACACACACAGAGAGUCAGGUCAGGUGAAGAGGGAUGAGUUUGUAUUCCAUAUCAACCCUCCCUAUUUAAGGAUAAGACAAGUCUGAAUGAAUGCUCUACUGAACACACUCCAGUUAAUAAAGUGUGUGUGCACGUGUCCUGCAGGACAUUUGCCCCGGUGUGGGAUGUGUUUAAGACGUCCACAGAGAAGCUGGCCAGCUGCCACCUGGAGUUAGUGAGGAAGCUACAGGAGCUCAUCAAAGAUGUGCAGAAGUAUGUGGAUGACCAGGCCAAGGUCCACAAAAAGGUAUGGCAUGGAGAACUGCACACAACAACACACUAAUAUAUAUUUUUUCAAAAGCAACUUUGUCAUAUGUGCAUACAUAUGCAUUUUGAAUGUAUGAUUGGAGCCGGGAAUCGAACCCACUAUCCUGGCAUUGCAAGCGCCAAAGCCAUGCCUUACCAACUGAGCUUCAGAGGACCUCUACUUUGUUCCUUUAGGCAUCAGCUAGUCUGUCCUUGCUGGUUCCUGUGCUCUGUAUGCCUGUGUGUUUGUACUGUUUGUCUGGGUAGGCUGCUGCUGGGGACAAACCUAUGUUCACCCUCUGAAGGUCAAUAAAGUUGAUUCCUUUCAGUCACCGCUAUGGGGAAGAGUUUUAGUAGAGUGAUUCUACUGAUUCUGGAGAGAAUGCGUGUGUUCUGUUGGAGAUUCACUGUCCUGCCUGGAGUAGCCACACUGUGUAGCUGUUGAGCUUUAUCAGUCUCGGUCUUCCCUCCCUGCUUGUGGAGUCAGCCGGAUCUGACCCAUCUUCCAGUUAACGCGUAAUGUGUUUACCCGUUCUGAGUUCUAUUGGCUUUUAUUGAUUCUGUUAUAGAAAAUGGCCCAUCCUGAAUGAUCUCACCACGAUCAGCUUGCAGACAUGAUCUCACUACUUUAGAGUAGCCUUAUAAAGGAACCAGGAGGUUCUGCUUUUGAUGAAUCAUUUCAUUUCUCUAGAGAGUAACAAAGCAUAGCUGUGUUUGAUCAGUCUGUUAGCCUGCCAAAGUCUGCUGAUCUGCAGUAGCUAGGCUAGUCGAUGCUGUCGUGCCAGGGCUGUGGUUUGAAGCAUGCAUUUUACACACUUCUCUCCCUGCUCUAGUCAGACUCCCGAGUGGCGCAGUGGUCUAAGUGGUUCGAAUCCAGGCUCUGUCGUAGCCGGCCGCGACCGGGAGACCCAUGGGGCGGCGCACAAUUGGCCCAGCGUCGUCCAGGGUAGGGGAGGGAAUGGCCGGCAGGGAUGUAGCUCAGUUGGUAGAGCAUGGCAUUUGCAACGCCGGGGUUGUGGGUUCGAUUCCCACGGGGGGGGGCCAGUAUGAAAGUUCUCAAUCUAACUAACGAAACAGUGACUGUGAAUUAGCAGCAGAGACGUGUUUGUGCUUUCAGCAUAACAAAAGUGGUGUCACACACAGCGCCUAUCUCUCUCUCUCUCUUCAUGUGAAUAUGUGGUUUUAACCAAUCUCUUCUAUUUUAAUGAUCUUUGUUGCCAUUAAGUGGUUUCAAUAAAUGGCUUUUCAAGCUACACUAAAAUGAAUGUGUUUUGAAAUUGUUUUAAUGGUUGUUGUCUUACCCCUCCCUCUGUCUUGUUCAGACGAAGGAGGAAGUGGCAUCCACUAAUGGGGCAGUACAGACCAUCCAGACGACCGGGGUGGCCUUACAGAAGUCCAAGGAGAACUACAACGCCAAAACUGUGGAGCAGGAGAGACUCCGCAAGGAGGGAGCCACACAGAGAGAAGUGGACAAGGUACACUACACUAGACUUAAGUACACUAGACCAAGCUACUCUAGGAGAGAGCCACAAAGACGAUGUGGACAAGGUGGGAGUGUGGGGAAAUCACGGGUAGACAACAGAAGAUCGGAAGUGGGCAGCUGUAGGUUCCCAAUACCUCAUAUCACUAGCCCAUUCUCUGUCUCCAUUUCAGCGAGAUCUUACAACCCAGUCUGUCAUUAUGUACAUUCGUAAUAGUAACGCCAGAAGAUCCGUUUACUGCCCCAAUCUGUUUCUGAAUCACAUACUGUAGUAGUUUGGUGUCUCUGCUCUGGUGAGAUCUGUUGCUCCAUAGAGGAAUGAUGGUGACCCAUGAGAACACAUGGCCAUUUUCCUGUUGUCCGUCUGUCUCUCUGUGUUUCUGCAGGCGGGAGUGAAGGCCAAGAAAGCCACAGAAGCCUACAAGGGCCUUGUGGAGAAAUACGCCACAGCCAAGUCCGAGUUUGAACAGAAGAUGGCUGAAACUGCACAGGUGUGGGUUUGUGUGAUUUAGUUAUUCUGUGCACUUUCUAGUACCACAGGAGAAUGUGGUUGUGUGUUUCUUUUUUUGUGUGUGUGGUGUACUGUACUCUUAUGUGCUUUGUGUGCAUGUUCUAAGGGCCUUGCUGUGUGUGUGUGUGUCCACCGCUCAGUAUUCCGUGCUGUGUGUGUUCUGCUUUCCAUGCCCUUUAUCAUCUUUAAAGCUUGUUUUUUCCUCCCUAACGGAAUCAUUGUGGAAAACUCUGAUUGGAACCAUCUGAACGACUGAUUAGAUAAACUCCAAAUUAAAAUCAGAUCAACAGAAUUUGGCCCUCCAUAUACUCCUGCACCGCAGCGAGCCACACAGCCAAACUGGUUUGAGUUAGGGGAGCGUUUCUGUUUUCCCCCAGAGAAAACAGCAGGACAGCUCUGCUUCCUAAGAUCACAGUCUACGGCUCAUCUCAAAUUCAACACGUUCACAUGACUUAGAAGCACGGCGCGGGCACAUGUGUUCUGUGACGUCACUUGCAUGUGUGUGUUUCGGGUUUGUGGCUCUUAUCUGUCUGUCUGACUCUGUCUGAGUGUGUCUGGAGGCUGACGUGAAUGCUGGGGGUUUAUGCAUGUGUGCUCAUCUGUGAAUGAACUCUGUGUGUCAUGUGUUUGUGUGUGUACACUAAAUGUGGUAGUGUUUGCUGGCGCAAUCAUGGAUGUGUGUGUGUGAGAGAAUAUGAAAUUGCCUAUAUCUAUGCUUGUGCACAUUUUACGAGCUUGUGAGCGUGUGUGUGUGUUUAUGCGGUCAUGCACGCUCAUCUUCCCCUCUAGCCACGCUGUGAAUUUGCAGUUUUAUGAUUAUUUAUAGUCAUUCUCCUCGGUUUACCCCAAACUCUCUUCAGCCAGAGCCAGCCCUAGAUGGGAGUAAACACCAGCAUUUAGAGCCCAGCCACACACACACACACACACACACACACACACACACACACAGAGACCGCUCCAAACCCAGAGACCAGAGAUGAGCCUGCUCCGUGUAUCUCAUGGCUGGCCCACCCUGGAUAAUUGGCACCUUGUGCUCCAGGGGGAUCUGUGUUGGUGUGCCUUCGUUUCCAGACCACCCAAAUAGAGACAACACACACAAGAAGGAAGUGGCCAGGGCACAAAGAGGAAGUCUUUAGGGAAAUGUAUGCAUGUGUUUUUAUGAAUCCAAGAGUAAUCCUCCUGCGCGGUGUUUCCUGCAUUGGACACGGUGCACAUGUUCUGUUGUACACAUACUCUUUGAAUUCCUCUUUUCGUAACCCGUGACAGAGCCCAGAGUUUUUCCUGACCUGGCCUGACCAGGAAAAAAUAUGUGUCUUAGUUAUAUAGGUUAUCUAUAAGCUACACACAUGCACACCAAGGCACAUUGAUGCUGUUCUGGUGGCCCGUGGUGACCUAACGCCCUACUAAGACACUUUAUGUUGGUGUUUCCUUUAUUUUUUUUAACCUUUAUUUAAGCAGGGAGUCAUGCUGAGACCACGGCCUCUUUUGCAGAUGAGCCCUGCAUCAACACAUCAAUAAACAACAAUUACACUAUAGGCUACGUAGCCUAUCUAUAUACACAUCAAUUACACAAUACAUGGAAAGCAAACACGAAAAGCAAAACACAAUCGUAUGAAACAAACACAUUCUUCAGUAAAAAGGCCCUCGAACAGCUGCCUGAAUUGCUUUAGAGGCACCAGCUCCACCAACUUUAAGGAGUUUUGGAAUUCAUUCCACAUGAGAGGCGCAAAAAAAACUAAAAGCAGAUUUACUUCACUCGGUGGAGAUUGAAUGGAUCUCCAGGGUUAGCCAUCCCUGAGUUCGGGUCUGGUAACUUAUACGUCUGAAGGUUAACAUGAGGUAAGGUAUGGCCGAAGUUUAUGCAAGAGUGCUUUAUAGACAUUGAGUGUGCAACACAUCAAUAUACUAGUCUUUUAAUAUACCUGCUUUCUGCAGGGCAAUAAAGGCUUAUUGAAGCUCUGAUAUAGCCUGAUCAGCUGUGGGGGCAAUAGUAUACACCACAUUGUCAUCUGCAUACAAGUGAAAGUUAGUUUUUUUUACAGAUAAACCAAUAUUGUUCAUGUAAAUAGUGAAAUGAAUCUGACCAAGAAUCGAUCCCUGUGGAAUACCCUUUGUUAUGUCCAGAAAACCUGAUUUAACACCACCAGUAAAUACACACUGUGUUCUGUCCUUUUUUAAAUAAUGUUCAAACCAGCUACACACAGUCAGGUCCAGGCCAAUUGAUGAAAGCCUCUGAAUAAGUAAUGAGUAGUCCACAGUGUAUCUCUAUUUGCACAUCCUCUUCUGCACAUCUAGCAUUCCAGUGUUAAUACUAAUUGUAAUUAUUUUGCACUAUAGCCUAUUUAUUGCCUUACCUCCAUAACUUGCUACAUUUACACACACUGUAUAUAUAUGUAUUUCUGUUGUAUUUUUGACUUUGUUUUGUUUUACCCCAUAUGUAACUCUGUGUUGUUGUUUUUAUCGCACUGCUUUGCUUUAUCUUGGCCAGGUCGCAGUUGUAAAUGAGAACUUGUUCUCAACUGGUUUACCUGGUUAAAUAAAGGUGAAAUUAAUUUUUAUUUAUUUUUUUAAGUGUCAAAGGCUUUAGAGAGGCCAAUAAAAAGGGCCGCACAGUGUUUCUUCUUAUCCAAACAAUUAAGAACAUAAUUUAAAACCAAAGAAGUAGCAGAAAUGGUUAUAUGACCUGGUCUGAAACCUGACUGGUGUAUAUUUAGUAUAUAUUUCGUAGAUAAAUAGAAUUAAGUUGAGUAUUUACCAAGGAUUCUAUAAUUUUUGCUAGGCAAGACAGUUUGGAAAUGGGGCGAUAAUUAUUUAGGUCACACGGGUCACCACCUUUCUGAAUGGGGGGAGUGUAUAUAUAUUUGCAGACCCAAGGGAUGGUACCUGAAAUAAUUGUAUGGUUAAAAAUAUGUGUUAAGAUUCUGCGAUCAGAGGAGCAGAAAGCUAAAGCAAGAAAUGAUCAAGUAAAUCAGCCCAAUCAGAUUCUUUUUACGUCCAUCUUUCGCAAGGCGUCUAACACAUCACAAAUAGAAAGUUGUUGAAAUGAAAAUAAAGAUUCACUAGAGGCUGGGAGAGGGGCAGGUAGACAACUGGACCUGCAGCUUAAAGGACAAUUCCACCCAAAAACGAUAUUUUGGUAUUUGUUUCAUUAGUCCCAUUGUUGAUAUAGUCAAAAUUCAUUAUUAUACCGGCUGUAUUUUGAAAGUCAGAUGAGCUCUUGGAUACCAUUUUUAUGUGUCCAGUGUGAAGGAAGUUUGAGGUCUCCAGUCAUUGCGCUAACUCUAGUUAGCAUUGGCUCGUGAAACUACCUCUAACUUCCUUCAUACUGGACACUGAGACAUAAAUUGGUAUCCACAAGUUCAUAUGACUAUGGGGAAGUAUAUAAAGGGCCUCAUUGCCAAAAUCCUGAAGUAUCUCGUUAAGCUGCAGGUAACUGCAUAUUUACUCCAAUGGACUGCCUGCCCCAUCACCCAGCCUCUAGUGAAUCUUUGUUUUCAUUUCAACAAUUUUCUACGUGUGAUGUGAUAGACGCCUUGCGCAAGAUGGAUGUAAAAAAAAACAAAAAACACUUCCACUGGGGCUGUUUUUCCUGAUCAGGUCAAAGGUCAGGGAAAACUCUGGGUCCUAACUCUUCUACUGGCAUAUUUGUUUUCCUGUAGUUUAGGUACACCUAAGUGUAAGUGGCUGAUUUGCAUAUUUACUCCUUUGUGUUUUUCUUUCUGUGUUCAAGAAAUUUCAGGACAUCGAGGAGAGCCACAUCGUUCACAUGAAGGAUAUCAUUCAGUCGUACGCACAAUCUGUUGACGAGACACACGUUCAGAUCGGAGAGGUGAGUCAACACACACACACAUACGUGCAUUCACACACACACAUUCCUGUGGGCGGGGUUGGGUUUGUGUCCUGUCCCCUUGCUCAGUGGGUUCACUGUGUGUCAGAUGAAUUAGUGGAGUCUUUGAUCACUCUAAUCGUUUAACUGAGAACCAGGAAGCCUUCCAUUCAGCGGUUUAUACCAACCAAUUAAAAACUGAUCUAAACUCCCUCUCAACCAAUCUAAAACACCUUCAACAUGCAACCAGAGGCACGGCAUGCCAACUGUACUAGGCAUCUCACUCUGAUCUUACGAAGUGUGGAUAUUUUACUGUACAUAUAGUACUGAAUCAGUGAUAAUUACAAUGUUGAUCAUUCCAAUUACAACAUCAUGUCAUCACCCUUUUUUUGAACAUCUCAAAGGUUUAUCUUCUGUGGUAGAUAUUGUUAAAGAAAUUCUAGAGGUUUUACUACUUGACGGAAUAGACAACUCAAAAAGAAACUCCGCUCCACUGUGUUUGUACUGUGUAGUGGCUGUUGCUGCUGCAGUCCCAGAAGUGUCCACAGGGGGAGCCACAGCCCCACUCUACCCUAAAGCUCCAGUCUUACAAUGCAUUUGAACAGGAGAAAGACAAAGUUGCCUGUCUGUGUUAGCCUGGCUAGGCUGGGCUUAAUUACAAUAGAGCCUUAAGGUGGGUGAGUGCUAUUCCAAACGGCUGGGAAAUUACGCGCAGGCAGCCCAAGUAAUUGUGAUUCCGUGAUGAAUACCCUUUAAACCAGGCUGUGUGAGCAAUCGAGCACCAUUACCAAGUUGGAGGGAUGGAGGGGAGGGGGAGAGGUGGGAUCGGAGGAAGGGAGGGAGAAUGUGGCCACUAAUCGUGCAAGAUACUGCGUCAUCAGUUAGACCACAGACACUCAAACACGCACGCAUACAGUACACUUACUUUACCAGCACUAUAGACAAACAAAUAUACAUACUGUCAAUAUACUGUACACCCGCACAGGGGCGUCAUGCACCCAUUAUUUUAGAGGGGGCACAAAGUGCGUGGGGAUGGAAAAUGCUUUUUCCUGCAAUCUAGAGCCAUAAUAUUUUAUGCUGAAUUCCUUGUAAAGAAAUAUAUAUAUAGUUUUUGCAUAAGUUAUCUAAGCAUACCUCUUUAUCUGUUCAAUUGUCAUUUCAAUGAGGGUGUCAUUCUGACUGUUGUAAAUCACACAUCUCAAUAUACUGCAUUAACAUGCCUAUGAUAUUACAUCCAAAUGACAACACAGUACAUGGGAUCAUAACAUACAUCAUCAACACAGGCACAUAUCAGGGUAUCAUAAUUAAUCCAGAAAUAUCAUGAUAUUAUCAUAAGGCGCCCCAUUGACUUCUAAACCAAGUAUCUUUCUGCAUAUCUAAGCAUACCUCUUGAGCGGUCUGUAUCCUCUUGACUGGUGCUUUAAAAACAUUUUAAAAAAUGCUUCUCUGCUAAAAUCUGGGUAAAAGAGUGAAAGGAAUGUGAGUCUUAUUACUUUUAUAAUUGCUUGCUUUUCUAAAGUAUAGCAACAUUUUCAGCAGGCAUGCCAGCUACGAUAGAUAGACAAGCUACUCUAACUUGAUUGAUAGCCUGAAAUGGUUUGGUAGCUAGUUAUGAGGUUGGGAGAUAGGUUCCCAGUCUAGCUGGCUAGCUAAAGCCAACUUCAUAAAAUUGCUAGGUGGCUAGUAUUACAGAGAAACAGCAAAAAAAAAAUGGUUUUAUUUAUUCAUCAAGAAGGAAUCAGUAGGCUGCAUAGCUUGAUCAAAUUAAGUUACACACAUACCUCCUGUGAAUCCUACCCAUCACCGGCAGCUAAAAUCAAAUCAAACGCUGUGUCUCUUUGCUCCGUUGUGCACUUUGGAAGGAACUACUUACUAGGGAGAAUUGGGGGGGUACCUUUUGCCUGGUCUAGUGUGCCCCCUCAAAGAUACCACUGACAGAUGUUUUUAUAAAUAAUUAUGAUAAAACGUGGGCUUAAAAAUGAAUUUUAGUAAUUAAUUUAACAUCGGACAUUUUUUAAAACAGGGCAAAUGGGACAUGCCCUUGUGGCCCCUAUGGGCAUGACACCUCUGCACACGCAAAUGGACAUGGCACUGUCCACACACAUGGUCAAGUACUCUUAAACAAUCCAUAUUUUCCAAGCACAUCAACACACUUAAAUAAUUCAUACGGUCUAGUGACUCAAACACACACACACACACACAUACAUUAACUGGCCAGGUGACCCCAAUGUCUACCGACAUGCAGACAGCCCAGCUUGGCUGUUUGGCACACUGGCUAGCCUGGUUAGUUUCCUGUUAACCUGGGGUCUAAACAGUGGCAUGGCAGUCUGCAUGUCUCAGCCCUCUACUCUCUGGACUUAAAUAGAACCACUGAAGACCACUGCAUGGGAAAAGAGGAGGGAAGAAGGGAGGAAGUAGAGAGGGGAUGUGAGGCCACAGGGUACAAUGUGGUUUGAGAGGAGAAGGUGGUCCUCUGUAGCUCAGUUGGUAGAGCAUGCUGCUUGCAAUGCCAAGAUAUUGGGUUUGAUUCCUGGGACCACCCAUAUGUCAUUUUCUUUGGGAUAAAAGCCUCUGCUAAGUGGCAUGUACGAUUAUUUAUUCACUUAUUCAUUUAUAUGUGGACAAUAUAACUAAAAGUAAUAUUUGGUACUACUUCAUUACUACUGCGUGUUUAUUCGGGUUCAUAUUUUUACAACGAUAUGCCUGCGUGCUGUGCAGAGUCACAGGAGGGCAAGUGUGUAGUGUGUAGUGUGUUUGUUGUGCGUGCAAUGUUUGUAUUUGUAUGCGAGCAUUUGUGUGUGAGGGAAGUGCCCUUGAGUGCGGAUGUGUGUUUUGUUUGUGCAUGUGUGAAAAAUCACUGGCGGUACAGAGGGGUUGGAGGGGGGUUCUGUGUGUGUGUGUGUGUGUGUGUGUGUGUGUGUGUGUGUGUGUGUGUGUGUGUGUGUGUGUGUGUGUGUGUGUGUGUGUGUGUGUGUGUGUGUGUGUGUGUGUGUGUGUGUGUGUGUGUGUGUGUGGGAGACGCAGGUGAUGACAUUAGUGCAUUUCCUCAUGGCAGCAGCACACAGCGAGCGGCAGGGCUGCAGCACCUGACAGAUCGCGUGUGCUGGAGUGAGCAUUCGACCUCGCCACGGCCUCCCCUACGCCCAACCCCCCCGCGAGGGCACAGGGGGCUAAUGCACUCCGCCUCGCCGGAGGGGCUCAGGAGGGGAGGGGGGGGGGGGCAGCGUGUAUGUUUGUUCAUGAUAGUGGAUUGAGGGACUCUGUUGUGCUUACAGUAUCACGCACAUCUGAAUCGUUUGGCGAGAUGGCACAGUCAGUCAGAUGACGAACAGGGACUAUCUGGUCCUUUUACCCUUCCCCCGACACACAGGCACACACACAAACCACUGACAUCCACACACACACACACACACACUGACAUCCAAAACAAACAAACAAACACCAUCCUUCCUGUGAUAGCACCCAGAGGGCAUCAGGAGACUGCUCUGUCAACAACAAAUCUACCGACACAACAAAACCAUACCAACAUGUAUUAUGUAAGCCAGUCUCCACAGACCAUUGAGACACAUUGUACAGAGAUGUUUUUUAUUUUUUGAAACAGAGAUUGAAGCAAAUGCUGGGUAGUACAGUCUUUUAGAGGGAGUAUACAGUGAAAAGCACAGAGCCAUAUUGUAUGUGUCACUCCUUCUGAGCAUUCUAAAACCAGAGACACCCAGAGAGCGGUCCCCAAGGACACGAGCUGUCACACACAACAUAAGCCAUCACACAACAUAAGCCAUCACACACCACACAGCAAACACACACACACACACACACACACACACACACACACACACACACUCCCCCCUUUCUCUCUGUCUCACACAUGAAUAUCACAAACAUACAGAUAUAGGCACACACACUCUCUGUCAUGCACCCACACAUACACUGCCCCAUUUUUUUUUAUUUUUCUUGCACCAGUACCUCCCAGUGUUACUACUACCACAGAGUGAGCCCUCAGUGGACUCAGUGAACACCCAUGCAAGUGUGUCUUAUUCCAAGUGUCUGUCACUCUGCCUUCAGUUCUUCAAGUUCUUUAUUCCUUUAUUAAUGUAAUCCUAACUGGAUUGAUGCCAUACCAGGGUCAAUUACAUGUGAAAAUACUUGAGCUGAGCUUGAUUUAGUUUGCCCUGUACAAUGGAACCAAUGGAAUAGUCCCAAAAGUACAAACUCCAAGAUAAAGAUUCAGUAAGUCAUAUCAGAAGCUAGCAGAUUCAUGACUUACCAACAACAGCUGCAAAUUCCAAUAAAACGACAUCACGUUUUGAAGUUCACUUUCCUUGCUUUGUCUAACACUAUCAUGAAACUAGCCAAUUCCUUUUUUUGGGUCAGUGUGCGGUAUUUUAGUUUCAUAGCACAAACGUUUGUUAGCACAUUUCUUACACUGGCUUUAUCAAGAGAGUGAGCAGGCCUGUUCAGGGGGGUUGCCGAGCAACACGUGCCUUGGAGGAAGACAACGUUCUGCAUAGCGCAACAAAUUCCCAUGAUUUGUGAAUCUGUUCGGACCGAACAGCUAGGUUGACAGCUAAAAUGGCUUUGAAAAAAUUAGAUUUCAGCUAAUAAGGAGAAGUAUCUCACAAAAUAACUACAUUAUGGCAUUCACUAACCAUAAACUAAACAAGUUAUAUAUAUACACUGCUCAAAAAAAUUAAGGGAACACUUAAACAACACAAUGUAACUCCAAGUCAAUCACACUUCUGUAAAAUCAAACUGUCCACUUAGGAAGCAACACUGAUUGACAAUAAAUUUCACAUGCUGUUGUGCAAAUGGAAUAGACAACAGGUGGAAAUUAUAGGCAAUUAGCAAGACACCCCCAAUAAAGGACUGGUUUUGCAGGUGGUGACCACAGACCACUUCUCAGUUCCUAUGCUUCCUGGCUGAUGUUUUGGUCACUUUUGAAUGCUGGUGGUGCUUUCACUCUAGUGGUAGCAUGAGAUGGAGUCUACAACCCACACAGGUGGCUCAGGUAGUGCAGCUCAUCCAGGAUGGCACAUCAAUGCGAGCUGUGGCAAGAAGGUUUGCUGUGUCUCUCAGCGUAGUGUCCAGAGCAUGGAGGCGCUACCAGGAGACAGGCCAGUACAUCAGGAGACGUGGAGGAGGCCGUAGGAGGGCAACAACCCAGCAGCAGGACUGCUACCUCCGCCUCUGUGCAAGGAGGAGUAGGAGGAGCACUGCCAGAGCCCUGCAAAAUGACCUCCAGCAGGCCACAAAUGUGCAUGUGUCUGCUCAAACGGUCAGAAACAGACUCCAUGAGGGUGGUAUGAGGGCCCGACGUCCACAGGUGGGGGUUGUGCUUACAGCCCAACACCGUGCAGGACGUUUGGCAUUUGCCAGAGAACACCAAGAUUGGCAAAUUCGCCACUGGCGCCCUGUGCUCUUCACAGAUGAAAGCAGGUUCACACUGAGCACAUGUGACAGACGUGACAGAGUCUGGAGACGCCGUGGAGAACGUUCUGCUGCCUGCAACAUCCUCCAGCAUGACCGUUUUGGCGGUGGGUCAGUCAUGGUGUGGGGUGGCAUUUCUUUGGGGGGCCGCACAGCCCUCCAUGUGCUCACCAGAGGUAGCCUGACUGCCAUUAGGUACCGAGAUGAGAUCCUCAGACCCCUUGUGAGACCAUAUGCUGGUGCGGUUGGCCCUGGGUUCCUCCUAAUGCAAGACAAUGCUAGACCUCAUGUGGCUGGAGUGUGUCAGCAGUUCCUGCAAGAGGAAGGCAUUGAUGCUAUGGACUGGCCCGCCCGUUCCCCAGACCUGAAUCCAAUUGAGCACAUCUGGGACAUCAUGUCUCGCUCCAUCCACCAACGCCACGAUGCACCACAGACUGUCCAGGAGUUGGCGGAUGCUGUAGUCCAGGUCUGGGAGGAGAUUCCUCAGGAGACCAUCCGCCACCUCAUCAGGAGCAUGACCAGGCGUUGUAGGGAGGUCAUACAGGCACGUGGAGGCCACACACACUACUGAGCCUCAUUUUGACUUGUUUUAAGGACAUUACAUCAAAGUUGGAUCAGCCUGUAGUGUGGUUUUCCACUUUAAUUUUGAGGGUGACUCCAAAUCCAGACCUCCAUGGGUUGAUAAAUUAGAUUUCCGUUGAUCAUUUUUGUGUGAUUUUGUUGUCAGCACAUUCAACUAUGUAAAGAAAAAAGUAUUUAAUAAGAUUAUUUCAUUCAUUCAGAUCUAGGAUGUGUUAUUUUAGUGUUCCCUUUAUUUUUUUGAGCAGUGUAUAAUAUAAAUUUGGGGACAAAACUCUAACUUACUCAACCUGUCAACGAAGUGCACGUCUUGACCCUAUGUUUGUUGUGUUGUCCCUCUACAGGUCCAUACAGAGUUUUUGGGGAACAUGGAGAACACCUCUGUGGAGGGUUUGAUACAGAAACUGGCUGAGAGUAAAGGAACGGGCAAAGAGAGA